AUGGCAAACAAAGAUGCUCAGCAGCUAAGUGCAUCAACCCAAGUGCAUAAGGUGUCAACGGAUUUCAGAUACAAAACAGUAGGUGGCAAGCCAUGCUAUCGCUGUGGGAAACCAGGUCACCAAGCAGAGGAGUGUUGGUGCAAAGACUUAGACUGCAGAAGUUGUGGCAAAAAGGGUCACAUUGAGCGUGUGUGUAAAAGCAAAAAUGGACAGUCAAACAAAAAUACUGAACAAAGGAAAAGUGACUUCAGGAAGUACAAAAAGAAAGUGCACGAACUGGAACACACAGAGGAAGACCAAAGUGACACCCCAUCGGAAGGGGAAGAGUCUGUGCAUGUUUUGUCUUUCUCAGAUGAUGGGCAUGGAUACUGGGUUACACCGCUACUGGACGGAAAAGCAGUACGAAUGCAAGUGGACACAGAAGCAGCUGUAUCUUUGGUGUCUGAGGUUGUAUACAAGGAGAAACUACAUCACCUCACACCACAGCCAACGAAGAUCACCCUGAAAACGUACACUGGUGAGACUGUACCAGUGAGAGGAAUCGUGACUGUAACAGUGAAGCUCAACAAACAGAAGGUAAAGCUACCACUCUACAUUGUGAAGGGCAGUCAGCCAGCUUUGCUAGGACGCACAUGGCUGGAAAAGAUCAAAUUAAACUGGCAGGAAAUUCAUAUGGUUGCAAAAGUUGAGGACAUAAACCUACAAGGAAUAUUGAGGAAACAUGCUGAAAUAUUCAAAGGAGAACUUGGUAGUAUGAAGGACAUAACAGUUAAAUUGACAGUGAAACCAAACAGUAAGCCCAAAUGCUUCAAAGCCAGGCCUGUUCCAUAUGCCAUAAAGCCAAAAGUUGAAGCUGAACUAGACAAACUAGUCAAGAGUGAAGUACUGGACCCAGUAAGUGUUAGUGAAUGGGCUACACCAGUUGUUCCAGUCAUGAAGAAAGACGGAUCCAUCAGACUUUGUGGUGACUUCAAAGUCACUGUUAACCCUGUCCUGACAGCUGAACAGUAUCCAUUACCCCUCAUUGAUGAUCUGUUUGCUGGUUUAGCUGGAGGACAGAAAUUCAGUAAGAUAGACUUAUGUCAGGCCUAUCUUCAAAUGCAUGUUGACGAAGAAUCACAAGAACUGUUGACAAUAGUGACUCACAAAGGACUGUUCAGGUACCGGAGGCUUCCCUUUGGGAUCACCUCAGCCCCGGCUUUGUUCCAGAGAGCUAUGGACCAGAUACUGAGUGGGCUCACCGGUGUCCAGUGCUACCUCGAUGACCUUCUCAUCACUGGUAAAGACGAACAGGAGCACCUGACAAACCUUGACGCUGCACUUAAGAGACUGGAGGAGUACGGACUGCGGGUCCGGACGGACAAAUGUGAGUUUUUCCAGUCUUCCGUUGAGUACCUGGGCCACAUUAUCGACGGUGCUGGGCUGCACAAGGCACCAUCUAAGGUAAAAGCUGUCGAGGAAGCUCCAUCCCCACAAAAUGUGAGUCAGCUGCGAUCAUUCUUGGGACUACUGACGUACUAUGCAAAGUUUGUGCCGAACCUAUCAAACAUGUUAAAACCACUGCAUGAACUGUUGAACAAAACCACACAGUGGAAGUGGUCAGACAGAUGUGAGGAAGCUUUUAAGGAAGCUAAAAGAGCCUUAGUCCAUUCAGAAGCCCUCACACACUUUAACCCCGACUUGCCAUUACAGUUAGCGUGUGACGCAUCGCCUUAUGGUGUUGGUGCUGUGAUCUCACACAUAAUGCCAUCAGGUGAAGAAAGGGCAAUUGCUUUCGCAUCACAGACUUUAAGCAAAGCAGAGAGCAAUUAUGCACAGAUAGAGCGCGAAGCACUCUCUAUAAUCUUCGGAGUUAAGAAAUUCCAUCAGUUUCUGUUCGGAAAACGAUUCACGCUGCUCACAGACCAUAGACCACUCACCUCCAUCUUUGGUCCCCACACUGGAAUUCCAUCGCUAGCAGCCAGCCGCAUGCAGCGAUGGGCAUUACUAUUGUCUGCUCACCAGUAUGACAUCAAGUACAGAAGAGCUGAGCAGCACUCUAAUGCAGACGGCCUCUCAAGGCUUCCCUUACCUGUCUCACACACGAAGUACUCCGAGGCUAAAAUCUUCUACUUCAAGGAAGUGAGCAACGCCCCAGUUACCUCAGCCCACGUGAAGAAGUUCACCCGCACUGACCCAGCGAUGUCUGAGGUCAUGGACAUCAUCACUCAUGGGAGAGAAAGAGAGCUGUCAGACAGCCUAAAGCCUUACCUGGUGAGGAGGAACGAGCUCACAGUGCAGGCUGGAUGCUUGUUAUGGGGUUUUCGAGUUAUCAUUCCGUCGCCACUGAGAAAGCAGGUGCUUGAGGAAUUCCAUUCAGGGCACUGUGGCAUGGUGCGAAUGAAGGAGAUGCGCAGCUACUUUUGGUGGCCAGGCUAAGACGCAGCUAUCGAAGACAGGGUCAGGUCAUGUUCUGCAUGUCAAAAGAUGAGAAACAUGCCUCAGCUAGCGCCACUACACCCAUGGGACUUCCCAGAGGAGCCUUGGCAGAGAAUUCACAUAGAUUUUGCAGGUCCACUGGAGGAUUGUAUGUUCUUAGUCGUAGUUGACGCACACAGCAAAUGGCCAGAGGUCGCCAUAAUGAAGAGCACUUCAUCAGAUAGAACCAUCGAGGAGCUACGGUCCAUCUUCAGUCGCUUUGGAUUACCUAUGCAACUCGUUAGCGAUAACGGCCCCCAACUGGUAUCUGAAGAGUUCCAGUCAUUCAUGGAAGCAAACGGAAUUCAGCACAUCAAGUCAGCUCCCUAUCAUCCCGCCACAAAUGGCCUAGCGGAAAGAUUUGUGCAGACGAUGAAGCAAGCUCUAAAAUCAUCACAAGGAAACGGAACGCUCAACAAGCGCCUAAGCGCCUUCCUGUUGACCUACAGAAACAUCCCCCAUGCUACAACCAAAGUGGCCCCCGCGUCAGCCAUGAUGAAAAGACAGCUUCGCACACGACUUGACCUUCUGAGACCACUGAAGACUAAGCAGGUCGUACAGACACAACAGAGAGCACAGGUGGAGAGACGGAGCAAAGCGAAAGACAGAAGCUUCAGAGCUGGUGAGAGAGUUCUUGCUCGGAACUACUGCAAAGGUCCAAAGUGGAUACAAGCAACAGUUGUCGCACAAACAGGCCCUGUGUCCUACACAGUUUUAACACCAGAUAACAUCAUCUGGAGGAGACACGUGGAUCAACUGUUGCCAGGAACCAACCUCAGUGAUGACUCAGGUCAAAUGGCAAACCCAGAACAGCUACUGGAGCCAUUCCAUGGUUUUGAGCCAUCAUCUGAACAUCCACUGCAGCCACCUGAAAACAGGGAAAGUGUUCCCUACUCACCUGAACCAGUGGGUGUGCCUACUCAGGGUACUGAUGCACCCCAGUCUGGGCAUACACCAUCACCACUCAGACUCAGAGACAGUGGGACUGUCGACUUACCCGUACGUCGUCAUUACCCCACAAGAGAACGGCGACCCCCUGACAGGUUGAACAUGUAGUUUAGAGACUAACCUCCAACAGUGGGGCAGAAUACACCCCAGGGUUAAGUCUGGGAAAUGAGGCAGUCUACCCUCUUUCCCUAGUUCAGGAAAUGUUAUUAUAUUAAUUUAUAAAUGUAUCUAUUUAUAUAUUGAGUGUUAUUUUGUAAACAUUGUUAAAGUAAAAUGGGACUGUUAUAUUAAAAAGAUAGUUUCUUUAAGGUUUGGGACUGUUAUAAAAGAAUAAUCAAUACAGUGAAUAUUACUUUUACUUAUGGGGAAUUAAAAGUAAAGGGGGAGGAAUGUUGUGUAUUGAUAUCCAGUUAAGUUUGUUCCCUCAGGGCAUCCGUAAUGCCCCACUGUUUACCUGCAUUGCAUGCUGGUUAUUUUCUGUCCUGUGAAACUCACAGUAAAGUACGCACGUCUUUUCCA
This is a messenger RNA of Platichthys flesus (European flounder), 3924 nucleotides long. RefSeq lists its product as uncharacterized. Gene Ontology annotation, biological process: DNA integration. The record is from RefSeq and is a predicted model, not a curated record. Gene Ontology annotation, molecular function: zinc ion binding; nucleic acid binding. NCBI's taxonomy places the organism in Eukaryota, Metazoa, Chordata, Actinopteri, Pleuronectiformes, Pleuronectidae.